UGUUCCUGCAGAGUCUGGAUCUGUGGUUGUGGGCCACCUGCUGCCCCCCUGUUCCUGCUCGACAACUGCUGCUACAAUUGUUGUUAUUGGUCUUAUUAUUAUUAUUAAUUUAAUUUUGCAGGUCAAGAAAGUCGCAGUUUGUCGGAAAGUAGGUCACGACUUUCUCUCUCCACAAGCUUCCCAGAGUCGCUGCAGAUACGAUGCCUGUGUUUCAGACAUGGAUGUAUAAAGUACCAGAUUCAGUCUUUCGCUUCCCGGCUGAUAAAAUGAGUCGCUGGAUAAAACACAUCAGGUAAGCUAACGUUACAGGGGGCGGCCAUGUUGUGUUGGUGACGUAUGUUGUGCGAGCGACUGCUGCAGGAAUAGGAAGAGGGUCCCUGACGGCUGCAGGAAUAGGAAGAGGGUCCCUGACGGCUGCAGGAAGGGGGUCCCGGACUGCUGAGGACACAUCUGGAGAGGAUCUGGAUGCUACACGGAGGGAAGGAGCUGCACCAAGUGGGUCUGGGUUGUUGACAGGACGAGUGGGAGCACUUCGGGUGGACGCUGUAAACAGUUUACAACCGCCAUAAAACUCAACAGAAGAAGUUAGAGGCGACUCGUGUUUAACUUUCCUGUCUGUCUCAACACCUGAACAAACUCCUCCAUGUCGACACAAGCGUACCUGCUGCAGAGACGUCACAGUCUGGCGGGACCGGAGCCGGCCGGGCGGGCAACAGACCGCGAGCUGGUGUCUGUCCAUCAGGAAACUCCGUAACUCACCGAGAACUGAGGCAGAGCAGCUGGAGGACAUCAGAGGGAAAACCAGAAAAUAUUUUCCCCCCAAAAAAAAGAUCAAGUUUCACCAAAAUUAGUGAAUAACGUUGUUGUGUUUUUGUACAGUAAUCAGUGAGGCCCGCCCCGCUCCGGCGUCUGUCGUUUUUCCAACCUAAUUCUUGUCUUAUUUGUGGUCUGAUCAACAGUAAAGUCGUUAAAUUACGUGCCCAUAUCGCUACUUUAACCCAAACCAUUGAACAAUGUUGUGAAGUUGUGUUUUACAGUAAUGCCUGCUAGCAAAACCGACACGGAGAAGACCAACUUCCGCUGCUGAGGUCACGUGAUUUCUGGGAAGGUUCUCUUGUGGAGAGCCGCCAUUUUGUGUCUGCAGCUAGGUACUCUUGCACUUUGUUGGAGAUCAGGCGGCGGCAGCACUGACAUCCUGCUGGAUCCACCUGGAUCCACCUGCAGUCUGCAGACCUGUUCGGAUAAUUAUGGCUGAAGAAAUCUACGCGUUCUUGAUCGCUGAUGAAGUUGAAGCGACCCCCCCUACUUUUCCAUGAAGAUGGACAAUAAACAAAAAUAAUUCAUCGACUUUUCACAGCGGUCUAAGUUUGUCGUAUUUGUCUUCGCUGCCGCUGUUUUAACUGAGGAGAGACUCAGAGAAAGCCUGGAGGCCAUUUAUUGAAUAAUUACUAUCGCACUGCGUACUAAAUGAACGAUUAAAGAGUAACUAAACCCCAAAACCAUGUUUAUGGGUAUUUAGUGGUGUUGUUGAUGGAUUCGGGUCCAAAUCUUGACAUUUUAGUGCAGAGUACUUAACUUCCACAGAUUGUGUUGUGAAUGAGCACAGCGACUGUCCUCUGCUGGUUGAAACCCGGCUGUUGAAAUUGGAUUUCGCUGUUGGCUGGUCUGAAGGCAGGUGACGUGUUUGGUGGCAGCUUUCGUCACCAACCAACACCUCUUUUUUGCGAUACAUAUGUCAGCAUGUCAUCUGAUUACAUUUCUGUGCUCCCUUUUGAUUAACGAAACUGUAGGAUUUAUGAAUGAAGUUUGGCAUUCGGUUUUCUUUUCAGGACGUCGGCAGCUCUGGUCCCGGCAGUCUGCCUGGUGACGAUUUGUUAAAUGAGCCUCAAGAAUGGCGACCAGUUGACUUUACCUAAUAGACGCUCCUUUAGUACAUAUUGAAUUUACUUAUCGAAAUCUCAAAAUAUGUCUUAUUUGCUCAUGCAAUGAGCAUUUUUUUAUUUAAGGGGGAAAAGGAGGAGAGGUGUUCAGUGAUCCUCAGCUCCAGUUUGCAGGAAUCGAACAAACGGAUGCCAAAGAGCAGCGGUGGUCUGCAGCCAUAGAGACAUACAGUACCAGCAGUCCUGACUCUGGGCUGCGGCACCCGAUCGCAGAGUCACCAGACCGAGACAAUCAAACCACAGUACAGUCAGCGAGAGCAGAUGAAUCUGAUGAAAUAAAAUCAGCAUCUCAAACGUUUUCAUCUUCUUCAGGAAGAACAAAUGCUGCCGGACCUUUUUACAGACGGCAGCGAACACGCCAAAGUGUUCGACUGUUCUGAGGAUCAACGUCAGUAACACUAACUGUCUCCUUCUGAAAUCUGCUGAAACCGGAGGCCAGACGAGGCUCAUCUGCUAUGCUGAUGACACCAGGUGGAGGCAGGGCAACCCCCUCCUCACCAGGGAGGCGGCCCAGGUCCUCAUCCAGGUUUGUCAUCUCCCUUCUGGACUUCGCUGCCUGCCAUCAGACCUCUGCAGAUAAUCCAGAAUGCUGCUGCUGCUUUGCAACCUUCCCAGGUUUGCCCACACCUCCGUUCACUAAACUGGCUUCCUGCUGCUUCCUGUUGCUGGUGCACAGGCACUCUGGACCAUUGCUACACCAUUUUAAAGGCCGUCCCCCUGCAGCUUCGGGACUCUGAUCACCGUCUGGUUCAUCUUCUCCCGAAUUACAGGAACAAACUCUAAUCUGCUAAACUGUGGUGAAGACUGUGCGGAGACGGACCGGUGGCCUGAGGCCUGCUUUGACUGCAGCGUUUCUGAAGCUGCUGCUACAGACCUGGAUGAACUCACCGACACCUCGACAUCCUACUGUACAUCAGCUGUUGUGAGGACGCGUGUGCCGACUAAAACUCGCAGGAGGCGGCCUACAGAAGUGGAGACAGAAUCCUCUACGACCUGGCCUGCAGGACCCCAGCAGCUACAGGAACAACCCCGUGAAUGUGAACACAUCCUAAUAAAGCUGAUUCAGAUUCUGAUGAUAGAGCUCUUCUUCUUUCAUCUUUGAAUGUACUUAUUGUCCUGUAAAACAGCUCUGACCGGUCAGACAUCCGUGUUGUUUAAUUCUCUGUAUUCUCGUCCUUUCUAUCUUUUAUACGACGUUAUGAGCUCGCGGAGGUGGGCGUGGUCAGCUCAGCUGCAGAGGGGGAGGUGGGGGAGCGGCGUCAGGGACAGCUAAUUGUCACAGCUGUGUCCUGUUGACUAAUUGUGCUGAGACCUGAGGCCGCCACACACACCUGAGCCACGGCAGUCAGAGACUUCCUCGUUACGUGGACCAACAGACGGGUGAGACGCUGUGUGUGUGAGCAAUACGUUACUUAACCAAGGAGCUCUCUGAGUCUCUUAUUUGACCUUUUCUUUGUAUUUUAUUCUUUUUUUUUCAUGUAAAUCUUUAUUGGCAAGAGAUUUUAAACAUUAAAUAAUAACAGUGACAAAAAAACUGCUUGUGAAAUUAAUUCCCACGUUGCCAUAAUUCAGUCCUGUUGGAUUUAUUUGCAGCUCCGGUCUGAUUCAGCUGUUUUGAGUUUUGUCCAUUUCCCCCCAGAAGAUUUCUUCAACAAUUUCUAACCACUGAUCUUUACCAGUGGGGACAUUACCCCCAAUUCUUUAUAAUAACUUAUUAUUAACAGUAUUUUAAGAUAAAGAGCCAAACUACGCAGAGGGAAGAAAGAAACUGAGUUGACAGCAGCAGAGAUCAUCUCAUUUUGCUUCAUGUUGUUUUUCAGCUCUGAACAUCAUUCUGUAGUUUAACAUCUUCACACUGACUACUUUAAAUCUUUCAUAUUUAAUGUUUACAUUUCUAUAUAAUUUAAGAUGCAGUUACUGUAAAGCUGUUAACGGCGUUGGCGAACAGGGAAAGGACCCAAAUGCAGACAGAGGAGGCCGAGCGACGACUUGAGUGGUUUAUUAAGCGCUUACUGGCAGACGAGACAAAACCAACAUAGCAACGCGGACAAACGACAAAGAGCAAAGGAAGGACGCAGAUGUAAAUACACUGAGGUGGAUCUCAGCCUUCGUCUGCAACACUUUUCAUCCAGCAGCAUCCAACAAACACUGACGGUGACAUCAUGGGGUUCCAUCCAGAAUUUGAGCGUGCGGGUCAGAGGGCGGGGCUUCAGGUGUGGCGGGUGGAGAACAUGGAGCUGGUUCCUGUUCCUGAGAGUCUGUACGGAGGGUUCUACAAUGGAGACGCUUACCUGGUUCUCCACAGCACACAGAAAAGCAGAGGAACCAUGCAGUAUGACCUGCACUACUGGCAAGGUUCAGAGUGCUCUCAGGAUGAGAGUGCCGCGGCGGCCAUCUUUGCGGUGCACAUGGAUGACUUCCUGCAGGGGGCACCGGUCCAGUAUCGUGAAGUCCAGGGCCACGAGUCCCGUACCUUCACAGGGUACUUCAAAACCGGACUCAAGUACCUGAAAGGGGGUGUGGCCUCCGGGUUCAAACACGUGGUGACCAAUGAUGUGGAGGUUCAGCAGCUGCUGCAGGUCAAAGGUAGAUGCGUCGUCAGGGUGACGGAGGUUCCUGUCAGCUGGGAGAGCUUCAACCAGGGAGACAGUUUUAUACUGGACCUGGGAGAGGAAAUCAUCCAGUGGUCUGGUUCCCAUAGCAACCGCUUUGAGAAGCUGAAGGCCACCAUGGUGUCUAAGGGUGUCCGUGAUGACGAGCGGUGUGGGCGGGCCAAGCUGUUGAUCUGUGAUGAGGGGGCGGAGCCAGAGAGGAUGCUGGAGGUGAUGACACAUACACCACAUGUUGUAGACAGUAAAUUGUUCCUUCAGUCAGUGAUGAUUCCCAACCAGGUGUUCAUGCACCCUCAGAAGUACUUCUGCAGUUACCUGGAGGUUCUCGGGGAGAAGCCGGAGCUGCCUGAAGCUCACAGUGACGACACCAAGAUGGACACCUCCAACAGGAAACUGGCACAACUGUACAAGGUGUCCAACGCAGACGGUGACAUAGAGGUUACCAUGGUAGCAGAGCAGAAUCCGUUCUCCCAGGAUGCUUUGCAGUCCAGCGAGUGUUUCAUCCUUGAUAACGGAGCCAACGGACGCAUCUUCGUCUGGAAAGGUAAGGAUGCAAACACUGAGGAGCGUCGUGCUGUUCUGAAGAGCUCAGAGCAGUUCAUCCACAAGAUGAAGUACCCAACAUACACGCAGGUUCAGGUCCUUCCUGAACACGGGGAGACUCCGCUCUUCAAACAGUUCUUUAAGGACUGGAGGGACCCCGACGACACUGUCGGCAUGGGAACAGCCUAUGUAUCCAAUCAGAUCGCAAAGAUAGAGAAGGUUCCGUUUGACGUGUCAAAGCUCCACCAAUCAGAAGCCAUGGCAGCGCAGCACGGGAUGGUGGACCGAGGAGACGGAGAGAAACAGAUCUGGCGUAUUGAAGGAUCAGACAAGGUUCGAGUGGCUCCGUCAGUCUUUGGUCAGUUCUAUGGAGGAGACAGUUACAUCAUCCUGUAUCGGUACCAACACAAGAGACGUGGUCACAUCGUGUACAUGUGGCAGGGGGCGGAGUCUAGCCAGGAUGAGGUUGGAGCGUCAGCCAUCUUGGCUGUCCAGCUGGAUGAUGAACUGGGAGGGGGUGCUGUACAGGUGCGUGUGGUUCAGGGAAAAGAGCCCGCCCACCUCAUGAGCCUGUUUGGGGGCCAACCAAUGGUGGUCUACAAGGGCGAGACUUCCAGAGAGGGCGGCCAAUCAGAGGUGGCAGACACCCACCUGUUCCAGGUUCGAGCCAAUCCAGCGGGAGACACCAGAGCUGUGGAGGUGGAUCCGUCCUCCUCCAGUCUGAACUCCAGCGACGUCUUCCUCCUGGUCGUCUCCUCUGGAUCCUGGAUGUGGAGAGGGAGGGGCAGUAGCUCAGCUGAAGCCCAGGGAGCUGAGCACCUGGCUGGACUCCUGCAGGUGACCCCCACCCCACUGGAGGAGGGGGAGGAGGAAGGUGAGGGCGGCGAUGCAUUCUGGGAUGCGUUGGGGGGGCAGGAGGACUACUGUCGCUCCCCCCGGCUGAAGAACAAGAUGGAGGCUCAUCCUCCUCGCCUGUUCGCCUGCUCCAACAAGACCGGAAACUUCCUGAUGGAGGAGGUUCCAGGUCAGCUGACGCAGGAUGACCUCGCUCCUGAUGAUGUCAUGAUCUUGGAUACUUGGGACCAGGUGUUUGUUUGGAUCGGAAACGAGGCUCAUGAGGAGGAGAAGACGGAGGCGGCGGCUUCAGCUGUCAGGUACAUUGAGAGCGACCCGGCCGACAGAGACCCUCGUACCCCCACCGUCACGGUCAAACAGGGAUUUGAACCCCCGACCUUCACCGGCUGGUUCCUGGGCUGGAACCACGAGUACUGGACCGUCGACCCACUGGAGCGAGCCACCGAAGGCCUGAGAGUGUGACAUCACUUCCUGUUUAAACAUCACGAAGGAGCUCUGCGUCUCACUGCUUUAUUCUAAUAAAUAAAACCUGUCUGUCUGUC
Messenger RNA from Siniperca chuatsi (mandarin fish), 6492 nucleotides. Its product is annotated as gelsolin-like. The coding region runs from base 4103 to 6412 and encodes 769 amino acids. The record is from RefSeq and is a predicted model, not a curated record. Gene Ontology annotation, cellular component: cytoplasm; actin cytoskeleton. The transcript is spliced from 21 exons. Gene Ontology annotation, biological process: barbed-end actin filament capping; actin polymerization or depolymerization; actin filament severing. Lineage: Eukaryota; Metazoa; Chordata; Actinopteri; Centrarchiformes; Sinipercidae. Gene Ontology annotation, molecular function: actin filament binding; phosphatidylinositol-4,5-bisphosphate binding.